CCCCUCCCUCCUUCCCUCCCUCCCUCCCUCCCUCCUCCGUCCCCAUCCCCCUUCCCUCUCCGUCCCCUCCCCUCCCUUCCCCUCCCCCCGCCAUGGCGCGGACCGAGGCGGCGGCGGCCAGAGCCAGAGCCAGAGCCCGGGACCGGGCCGGGGCCGGGGCCGGGCCCCCCCGGAGGUGGUGCCGGCCAUGAUUUCGUGAGGAGAGGACGGGUCACUGAGGUCUCCACCAUGGCCCCAGGAGCUUCUUCAUCCUCAUCUCCUCCAUCACCAGCCCUGCCCCUCCUUCUCCUUCUGUGGGCUGGGGCACCCCCAUCCAUUGGGCAGCCUUGCCCAGGCCGUUGCAUCUGCCAAAACGUAUCCCCAACUCUGACCAUGUUGUGUGCCAAAACUGGCCUGCUUUUUGUCCCACCGGCCAUUGACCGCCGGGUGGUUGAGUUACGAUUAACUGACAACUUCAUUGCAGCUGUCCGCCGCAGGGAUUUUGCCAACAUGACCAGUCUCGUCCACCUCACUCUGUCCCGCAACACCAUUGGCCAGGUCGCCCCCGGAGCCUUUGCUGACCUCCGGACCCUCCGGGCCUUGCAUUUAGACAGCAAUCGCCUGGGGGAGGUGCGAGGGGACCACCUUCGCGGCUUGGUGAACUUGCGCCACCUCAUCCUGGGCAACAACCAGAUCCGCUGGGUGGAACCUGCCGCCUUUGAUGCCUUCCUGGGUACCGUGGAGGACCUGGACCUGUCCUACAACAACUUAGAGUCACUGCCCUGGGAGGCUGUGGGCCAGAUGGUCAACCUCAACACCCUCACCCUGGACCACAACCUCAUCGACCACAUUGCCGAGGGCACCUUCGUACAACUUCACAAACUGGUCCGGCUGGACAUGACGUCCAACCGGCUGCACAAGCUGCCCCCCGAUGGGCUCUUCCUCCGUGCUCAGGCCUCAGGCCCCAAGCCGCCAUCCACUCUGACGGUCAGCUUUGGAGGGAACCCCCUGCACUGCAACUGUGAGCUGCUCUGGCUGAGGAGGCUGACCCGAGAGGAUGACCUGGAGACCUGUGCCACUCCUGAGCACCUGACGGACCGCUACUUCUGGUCCAUCCCCGAGGAGGAGUUCCUGUGUGAGCCGCCCCUCAUCACGCGCCAGGCAGCUGGCCGGGCUCUGGUGGUGGAAGGCCAGGCAGUGAGUCUGCGCUGCAAGGCCGUGGGUGACCCUGAGCCGGUGGUGCACUGGGUGGCCCCUGAUGGGCGGCUCCUGGGGAACUCUAGCCGCACUCGAGUUCGGGGGGAUGGGACACUGGAAGUGACCAUCACCACGCUCCGGGACAGCGGCAUCUUCACCUGCAUAGCCUCCAAUGCUGCGGGAGAGGCCACUGCCCCAGUGGAGGUGUGCGUGGUGCCUCUCCCACUCAUGGCGCCACCCCCUGCAGCCCCGCCACCCCUCAGUGAGCCUGGGUCCUCAGACAUUGCCACGCCUGGUCGGCCAGGGGCCAAUGAAACUGGCUCUGCUGGGGCUGAGCGGAGACUGGUGGCAGCAGAGCUGACCUCCAGCUCGGUGGUCAUUCGCUGGCCUGCCCAGAGGCCUGUACCCGGCAUUCGCAUGUAUCAGGUGCAGUACAACAGCUCUGCUGAUGAUUCGCUGGUCUACAGGAUGAUCCCGUCGAGCAGCAAGACGUUCCUGGUGAACGACCUGGCAGCGGGGCGGGCGUACGACCUGUGCGUUCUGGCUGUGUACGACGACGGAGUGACGGCGCUCACCGCCACGCGCGUCGUGGGCUGCGUGCAGUUCACCACGGCCGGGGAGGCCACGCCGUGCCGCCCGCUGCACGCCCAGUUCCUGGGGGGCACCAUGAUCAUCGUCAUCGGUGGCGUAAUUGUGGCCUCGGUGCUCGUCUUCAUCGUCAUCCUCAUGAUCCGAUACAAGGUGUAUGCGGGUGGCGACGCAGGCUCAGGCCACAAGGGGGCGCCGCCGCGGGUCAGCCAUGUGUGCUCGCAGACCAAUGGCGGUGCCGCGGGCUCCGGCCCGGCCCCAGUCCCGCCCGCCGCGCUGGACCAAUACGAGGCACUGCACGAGCUGGCGCCCGCGCCCACUGGGCCAGACAAGGAGAAGAUCAAGGUCGAGGCCGAGGGGGCGGCGCCCCCAGUGGUGGAGCCCGACAGGCUCCCGACACGCGGCGGCUCCUCCACGUCUCUCUGUCUGCUGCCCUCUGGGCCCGAGGCAGCGGCGCCGUCUGGGCCGGAGGAGGACGGGCGGCCCCCACUGGGGCCUGCGGGCCCUCGGCGAAGCCGUUCGGGGGCUCCCUUGGGGACCCCGGCCUCGGCCCCCGCGCUUCCCCCGGGCCGGACCCCCCGGCAGCGCUACUCUUUCGACGGGGACUAUGGCGCACUCUUCCAGAGCCACAGCUACCCGCGCCGGGCCAAGCGGACAAAGCGCCACCGCUCCACGCCCCACCUGCUGGACGAGGACGGGGGUUUGGGGGGCCUGAGCCCUGCGCGGGCCCGCCUCGCCUUCACCAGCACCGAAUGGAUGCUGGAGAGCACCGUGUGAGCGGGACCCCUGAGACCUCCGCCCAGCCAGUGGGGCCUCCCCCUCCCCAGGCCGAGGAGAGCGCGCACCCUCCUCCCUAGUCCAGCCGGGGGCUGCAGGGGGGCACCUUCCGCCAUCUGGACGCCUGGGUCCCUGGGGGAGGAGGGAGGAUCCUUGAGGGUAGAGGGGAGGGGAGGGAGCCAAAGGGAAGCCCCGCUCCUCCUCUGCCUGGCCCCGCCCAUGCGCGGGGAAGGGGGGGGAGGGGGAGGGGAGUAGCAUGGACGCAGGGGUUCUCCUCGCUUCCCCUUUUCUACCCUACCCCGGGUUCUUCACGCGCGCUCCGGGACCUCGCGGGAGCCGGUGCCUUACACAGCGGAGCGCGGGGCGGACACUUAGCAGCACUGAGACACGACACUCCCCACCGGGGACUGGUGGAUGCAGCCCUGGAGGGCCCUCCGGGGGAGGAGGUGCCCAGCCGGGGCAGGGGAAGGGAGGGCUGGGAGGGGGAGGGGGGCCUAUUUAUUGUAUCUGGCUGGACUAGAUCUUGUUCUGUCGCGUGUUUCCCUCAAUCAUAACCCCAUGGUCAUCCCCUCCCCUCCAACUGCCAUUCUUUCUCACUGCACCCAUCGACCCUCACUCAUCGCCUUUCAAUCCUCUCCCUGACUCCAAGGAUCACAGUGUCAGAGCUGGAAGGGGCCUAGAGAUCUUAGUCUGCUCUCUCUUUACAGGUGGGAACACUUGCUCUGAGAGGGGAAGGGAUUUGCCCAAGGACACAUAGCCAGUCAGCGGCAGAGCUGGGACUAGAACUCAGGUCUCCUGAUUCCCAGUCUGUGGCUCUGUUCAAUGCACCACACUGCCUCCUCUUUCUCCCUUCUUCCAUCUUUUCAGUCUUUUUUCAUCACUUCCAUCGCCCCCUCUCAUCAUUUUCAUCUCUUUCCCCCCACCCCCAAUCAUCUCCAUCUCUUUUUCCUCCCCAACCCAGUCUUCCACAUCGUCUUCAUUCUGGGCUGGUCCUGGCCUUGGACUCAGGGGUUCCCUUAGCAGGCCUGGAACUAGGACCUAGCCCAAAGCAAACCAAAUCCCCUUCCAUCAACACCCCCAGCCCCAGCUGGGGGCUUCCAGUCGCAGCAGAAUUAAACUUUUCUGUGUCUGA
Monodelphis domestica (gray short-tailed opossum) is the source of this 3673-nucleotide messenger RNA. It is a transcript of the gene LRFN1, whose product is annotated as leucine rich repeat and fibronectin type III domain containing 1. NCBI's taxonomy places the organism in Eukaryota, Metazoa, Chordata, Mammalia, Didelphimorphia, Didelphidae. The record is from RefSeq and is a predicted model, not a curated record. Gene Ontology annotation, cellular component: postsynaptic density membrane. Gene Ontology annotation, molecular function: protein binding.